GAGGAGGGUGACAAUGGGACCCGGGAGGCUGAUGUGCGUGCUGGUCUUGGCGCUUGUGCUGGCUCUGGGGUCCCGGCCGCAGGAACAGCUACCCAGGGAGUCCCAGAACCUCAACUGGAACAGGUUUUCAGGGUUCUGGUACAUUCUGGCUGUCGCCUCUGAGGGCCACGGAUUCUUGCCGGGCAGAGACAGGAGGAAGCUGGGGGCGUCCGUGGUAAAGGUACACACCACAGGCCAGCUGAAGGUGGUCCUGGCCUUCAGCCGGUCACAGGGGUGCCGGUCACACACGUUAAUUCUGCGGAAAGAUAGGAAAAAGGCGACGUUCAGGAAUACUUGUGCGUAUGGCGGCCAGGGGCCCAGAGAGAAAGACCUGGGGGUGGGCGGGGUGGAGGGCUUCCACGUGCUGUCCACCGACUACAGCUAUGGCGUGGUCUACAUGCGCCUGGGCCGGGCUGGCCGGACCUCCAGGACCCUGCUGCUCUUCAGCAGACAAAACACGUCCAGCUUCCCGAGCAUGAGAAAAUUCAUAGACAUAUGUGAGAUUUUGGAGGUCGCCCACAGUGUGACUGUCCUCCCGAAAGAUGGUAACAGACACCACGGGUCCUUCUGUCUGGGUCAACCCCACGCCCGGCCCCUAUCCAUCCCGUAAAGCUGACUUGUGGGGCAUGGACAGAGGGAGGGGGACAGGGCCAUCUUUCCCAAGAUCUGCAGCUGGCUGGGAAGGUGCACCCUGGGUAGGGCCCACCCCCCCACC
Messenger RNA from Enhydra lutris kenyoni (northern sea otter), 754 nucleotides. RefSeq names its product lipocalin 10. Lineage: Eukaryota; Metazoa; Chordata; Mammalia; Carnivora; Mustelidae. The record is from RefSeq and is a predicted model, not a curated record. Gene Ontology annotation, molecular function: small molecule binding. The transcript has 5 exons. The coding region runs from base 14 to 649 and encodes 211 amino acids.